Molecule: messenger RNA, 1629 nt
Organism: Fonticula alba
Lineage: Eukaryota; Rotosphaerida; Fonticulaceae
Exons: 5
Coding region: 145-1629 (494 amino acids)
Source: RefSeq, a predicted model, not a curated record
GCCCUCUCCGCCAUCCCGCCGUCCCCGCCCCCCCUCCUGCGAGCCUCCACCUCCCCUCUCCGCCCCGUCCCCUGCCCUCUUGCCCGCCCCGGCCCUCCUGGCGGAGACAGGCCAUACACCCUUUCUCCCCUCCCCGGUUGACCCAUGGACCAGCCUCCCCUUGUCCUGUCGUGGGUGCCGGCCGAUCGGACGAACAUUCGGAUCACCGCGGCGCCGGCUCCCCUGCGCACCGGGCCGGCCGAUUCGCACUGGCCGGCAUCGCGGGGGCGCGGCCGCGGCCGCGGACAUAGCCACCUCCCGGACACCCGCUUGUCUGGUGGCCCGGGCCGGCGACCCUCCCCGGCCUCCUUGCCGCCGCCGCCGGCCCUGCCAGCACCCCAGGCAGCACCCUCCCCGGGGCUGGGCCCGGCGGCCACACUCGGCCCGGUUCCGGCGGCCAGCGGCUUCGAGCUGACACCGAGCCUCGGGUGCGCCGGGUGCGCGGUCGCCGGCCGCCUGGCCCCCCCGGGGAGCACCUGCACCGAAUGCGGCCUGGCCUUCCCGGCGGGCUUCCUGACUGCGCCCUUCGUCAAGCCGCCGGUUCGUGUGGACAUCCGGCCGGCGCUGGCAGGCACCCCCGGGCCGGACGGCCCGCACCUCCUGGCUCUGGCCCUGGAGCUGCAGGUGACCCCGCGCCUGGGCCUGCGGACCCUCGGCGGCUGCCGGUCGGUGGAGGUGCGCGCCUGGUUCGGGCCCGGCCCGCGGCCGACGGCCGCGGCUCGCGGCGGCGGCGGUGGCGGCCGCCGCCGCCGCCCCACCCCGGCCAUCGCACAGGCUCCCGCCGAGCCGGACCCCGAUGCGGCGUGCUGCCUGUCCGGCUCGACGGCCGGCACGGUCAUCGGGCGCUUCGACCUCGACCGGGACGCCCACUUCGUCGGACACCCGGCGCCAUGGCUGCUCCUCUGGCUGCCGACCGCGCUGCCGGGCCCGGCCGUGGCGGCUGCCGUCCGCGCCUGGUGGCCGACCGCCGGGCCGCUGGAUGCCCCGAUGGUCCCCUUCCUGGGUGCCACGGCGUCCGUGGCUCGGUGCUCGGCCGGCCGACACCAGACACACAGGCACCCGGCGCGCCACUUGCCCAUCCGCCGCCUGGCGGUGGACAUCUUCCGCGGCGCCCCGCAGAUCGGUCUCGGGCGCGCCCUGGUCCUGCAAAUCGCCCGGCCACCCCCCAACCCCGAGGCCGAGGACACCCCCCCGGCGGGCGGUUGCCUCGCCGACGCUGCCGGCCAUCCGACGCCCCAGCAGCUGCCCCCCUCGCCGGAGCAGCUGCACGACGCCCUGACAGGCCGGGACUUGGUGGACCCGAUGCUACUUCCCUCGGGCCACCAUCCGACCGGGCGCACGUACCCUGUGAUGGACCGCGACCAGGCCCGAGUGAAGCUCUCCCGAAUGGAGCCCGGCGGCACGGCAUUUCGGGGGAGCAGCUGGCUGACGGUCUCCGCGGUGAUGAUCGACGCCUCGACGGCCGACGGCAGGGCCUCGGCCCCCGGGGCGGCGGCAAGCCCAUCGGCAUCCGCCGGGAUGACCACGGCGUCGCCGUACUCGAGCGUGCUCAUUGAGGGGGCAAGGGGGAAGGGGGCAAAGCACAAAUAA